AUGGCUCAGCUCUGUAGACCCCUGGGCCUUGUUCCCUCCCGGGAGCCUGGUGUGGAGCCCCCAGGGCGGGAUCUCCGCUCUCCUGCCCUGCAGAGCGCUACCCUACAGAGGCAGCCCAAGUUCACGGGUCCCGUUGUUGCCCUAUACUUGGUGGUCUCCCCUUCGCAGAAAUACACUAAAAGCGUCCUCCCCCGAGCCCGAGAGAGAAAUUGCUUGGAAGACAGUAGUUUCUGGCUCAGCGGUCGCUUUGGUGGCCUCAUGAAGAUGGGGCUCUCUUCUAGCAAACUGUGGCCUGAUCUUAGCAAACGAGAGUGUGCAGAGCCCCAAGCGCAGAACUGCUCUUUCGUGUCAGCAUUUGUCAUAAAUUUUGUCAUAACGCUAAGACGUACGGCGUCGUCCUCAGAGCUGUCCGCUGGCCUGGGCGUCACCCCGGGGGCACCUAAACACGGCUUCCGGCUGGGACACCAGCUGAAAGUGAAGGUUGAAGGUCAUGUGUCCUACCCUGAAUGUCACCACAUGCUGACCCUUGCAGGAGGAAUAAGGAGAGGCGUUAUUGAUGAGGAAGCCAAGGGGCUGAGGGAUAUAGAAAAGUGCAUCACCCCCACCGCGGAGGCCACAGUGGGGUGCGGGAUGCGGGAUCCCAGUUCCGCGACCGGGGAUGGAACCCGUGCCCGCUGCGUCGGGAGGGCGGAGUCUCAACCCCGGGGCCGCCAGGAAGUCCUCAGGAUUCAAACUGAGCUGGAUGUACUGCGUUCUUAUGUACGAAAGCCUGCAACCCCAGCCUUCCGUCAGUAUGCAAUCUAUCGGGGACGGUCAGGUACGCAAUCAAAGUGCCGUGCAGUCACCAGUGUGGUGGCAGCUGCAGUGACGCCCCGGGGCAGCCGGCUCGAGGAGCACCCUUCGCGCCUGCCUUUCCUUCAAGGCGUCAGUUUUCCGCUUCUCAUCUGCUACUCCCGAAACUUCGCGAAGGAGCCCUCUUCGCUUGGAUCUACAGUGUUGGAUUUUGUAGCCGAGGGAGCAGCACCCGUGUCCCCCGCGCAAGCAGACGCUCCCCUGCCCUGGCGUCCGGAGACAAGACGACGCCAGGAUGAAAGUCCCGGAGCAUCUUUUUCAUCUGCCCGCGCUCGCUGCUCCGUCAGCAUCGCGGCCUCGCCGCCAAGAUCGAUGAGACGCCUGGAAGCGCCCGGGCUCCUGCGGCCUCCGUGCCGGGGGCGCCGGCAGCCGCCACCUCGUCCUACCUGUGACCCACGCGCGGCUUCCCCGAACGGCCCCGCACCAACCUGGUCCACCAGUUUGGCUUUUUACACAGAGUUGCUCAAGACAACCAGUCGUGAAUCUCUGGAGGCCUCGAAGCUAAUAGCCAGGGCCGGGUCCCUCUCGAGAUUUUAUUCCCUCAGAGUUGCUCCCAAAGCUAAAGCCACAAGUACCCCUGCAGGAGCGCCUCCACAUCCUCAGGACCUUGAGUUUACCAAAUUACCAAAUGGUUUAGUGAUUGCUUCUCUCUAAAACUGUGCUCCUGCCUCAGGAAUUGGUUUGUUCAUUGAAGCAGGCAGCAGAUAUGAGGACUCCAACGAUUCGGGAACGUCUCAUUUGCUUCGUCUUGCAUCCAGUUUGACUGCAAAAGGAGCUUCAUCUUUCAAGGUAACCCGUGGAAUUGAAGCCGUGGGUGGCAAAUUAAGUGUGAUUUCAACAAGGGAAAACAUGGCUUAUACUGUGGAAUGCCUGCGGGAUGAUGUUGAUAUUCGAGUGGCGUUCCUGCUCUGUGUCACCACAGCACCAGGAUUUCGUCGCUGGGAGGUAGCUGCCCUUCGGUCUCAGCUAAGCAUUGACAAAGCUGUGGCUUUUCAGAAUCCACAGGCUCACGUCAUUGAAAAUGUGCAUGCUGCGGCUUCCCGAAAUGCCUUGGCUAAUUCCUUAUAUUGUCCUGAUUGUAGGAUUGGAAAAGUGACACCAGAUGAGUUACAUGACUAUGUACAGAAUCAUUUCACAAGUGCAAGAAUGGCUCUGAUUGGCCCUGAUGUGAGUCAUCCUGUUCUAAAGCAAGUUGCUGAACAGUUUCUCAACGUGAAGGGUGGGCUUGGUUUAUCUGGUGCGAAGAGCAAGUACCAUGGAGGUGAAAUUCGAGAACAGAAUGGAGCCGGUCUCGUCCAUGCCGCUCUUGUAGCAGAACGCGCUGCUGCAGGAAGUGCAGAAGCAAAUGCGUUUAGUGUUCCCCAGCAUGUGCUCGGUGCUGGGCCACGUGUUAAGAGGGGCAGCAAUGCCACCGGCUCUCUGUGCCAAGCCGCUGCCAAGGGAGUUCACCAGCCAUUUGAUGUUUCCGCUUUUAACGCCAGUUACUCAGAUUCUGGACUCUUUGAGAUUUACACUAUCUUUCAGGCUGCAGCUGCUGGAGAUGUUAUCGAGGCUGCCUAUAACCAAGUAGAAACAGUUGCUCAAGGAAACCUUUCUAGUACAGAUGUCCAAGUUGCCAAGAACAAGCUGAAAGCUGGGUACCUAAUGUCAGUGGAGUCCUCCGAGGGUUUCCUGGGUGAAGUCGGGUCCCAGGCUCUAGCUGCUGGUUCAUAUGUGCCGCCAUCCACAGUCCUGCAGCAGAUUGACUCGGUAGCUGACGCCGAUGUCACAAAUGCUGCAAAGAAGUUUGUUUCUGGCCGGAAGUCAAUGGCAGCAAGUGGAAAUUUGGAGCAUACACCUUUCGUUGAUGAGUUGUAGUACUGAAACACAUAUCGCACGAAAGAGCUGAACAUUUUCUGAACCCAGAGCAGCAAGUAUAUGAAAGUGAAAAGUCUCUAAAGUAACAUUUAUCUUUUUUUCCAAUGAGAUGAAAUAUCAUAAAGCAUAAAUACACGUAAUUGU
Molecule: messenger RNA, 2853 nt
Organism: Kogia breviceps (pygmy sperm whale)
Lineage: Eukaryota; Metazoa; Chordata; Mammalia; Artiodactyla; Physeteridae
Source: RefSeq, a predicted model, not a curated record